ACGGUAAAUUGGUGUAAAGCAGCGCACUUAUUGCACGUUAACGAUGCUUUGGUCACUGCGCCCUGGGUGAUGCAUGCUAUUCGUUAAUAUGAAGAUGAAUACCGUUUUAUUGCGUUCGCUCUGACGUAGGCAUCUGAGCUAAGGCGAUUGAGACGGCAAUUUUAGCCCACGAAGGGAAAAAGGCAGUCGCUCCACUUUGCGGGGGAAAACUGGGGACAGAUUUCUCUUCCCCUCCAAUGUGAUUACAGCUUUAACAAGUCAAUGGAGAAAACGUAAUUACUCAAUGGGAACGUUCUCCCUGAGCGUUUUUAGGAUACGCACAACACGGGAAUGACAUCGCGGGACAGCGACUGGCAUGGGAUUAAUCUCAUUUGCUAACCUUGUUUUCCUCGCGCAUUUUACAAUUUCAUCCAGAAACGUGUGCGUCACCAUUAUCCUUUGUACAUCUGGCAGUAAAAUGGAUCAUCUGCUUUACUAUAGCUUCCCAGUUUUUUCCCCCGCACCUGUUUCUGGGCCAGUUAGAUCUUAUUUCUCUGGCUAAACCGCAGAAGAGGAAAAAUCAUGGACUUUCGUCUUUGGUAGUUGACGCUCGGCUUUGCUUCGUUUGCCCCACCACUUAAAAGUUAGUGUGGGUCUGGAUCUAGGGUUGUAGACGGACGGGAUCUCUACCUAAAGAAUACGGGUUUUUUUAAAUGUCGUUUUGGAUACCUGCAUUAACACGCGCAGAGGAAAUGUGGGGUAUAUCCUGUGUUCUGUAACUUUGAUCUUGGAACUUGCCACCUAUUGCUCACGACAGCGAGGUUUUCACAAAUUGUGGAUUAUAGCAAGCCUGUUGCCUUUGGCAACUAUUGAAAAAAAUGCAAGGGUAUUCCGGCGUUCACGCGGACGGAACCUCGUCGGAGUGCUAGUCGAACAGCGAAGAAAAUUAAAUAUUUAUGAACCAGUGAGAGUUUGGGAAAAGGGCGUAGUUUUUUUGCUGCUCCGUCACCAGGGGUUCCUGUCGGAUAUAUCAUGAUUUUUUGGCAUAUUUUCAGCGUCCUUAUUUUAUUAGGGAAGGGGGUCCCAUCCUGGGCCCGCUCCCCCUCCCUCUCGAGCAUGGGGACGCAGGGCUGGAGGGCGCCUGUGGACUGCGUGAAGGCCAGCGACCUGUGUAACCAGAGCCCCCGCUGCAGCUCCCGCUACCGCAUCAUGCGCCAGUGCCUGGUGGGCAAGGAGAGGGCGGCCAUGCUGGCCAACCGCGACUGCCAGGCGGCGCUGGAGGUGCUGCAGGACAGCCCCCUGUACGACUGCCGCUGCCGGAGGGGCAUGAAGAAGGAGCUGCAGUGCCUGCAGAACUACUGGAGCAUUCAUCUGGGCCUGGCCGAAGAAGAAGAGUUUUACGAAACCUCCCCCUACGAGCCCGUGACCGCCCGGCACUCGGACGUGUUCCGGCUGGCCUCCAUCAUCUCAGGUAUGGACCCAGGGAAGGGGGGUCACUGCUCGGACACGGGCCGGCCCUGCAACCCCUGCCUGGACGCGGCCAAGGCCUGCAACCUGAACGACACCUGCAAGAAGCAGCGCUCGUCCUACAUCGCCACCUGCAACCGGGGCGCGCCCCUGCAGGCCGCCGCCGCGCCCGCCGAGCCCUGCAGCCGCAAGCGCUGCCACAAGGCGCUGCGGCAGUUCUUCGACCGCGUGCCCGCCGAGUUCAGCUACCGGCUGCUCUUCUGCUCCUGCCGCGACCAGGCCUGCGCCGAGCGCCGCCGCCAGACCAUCGUGCCGUCCUGCGCCUUCGAGGACCGGGCCCGGCCCAGCUGCCUGGAGCUGCGGCGCUCCUGCCGCUCCGACCCGCUCUGCAGGUCCAGGCUUGCAGAUUUCCACAUGAACUGUCAGUCCACGCCCUACUCCAUCACCAGCUGUCCCAAUGACAACUACCAGGCCUGUCUGAUGUCCUACGUCGGGCUCAUAGGAUCAGAGGUGACCCCCAACUACAUGGACGCCAGCUUCAGUAACAUCACCAUCACGCUGUGGUGCACCUGCAAGGGCAGCGGGAAUCACGAGGAGGAGUGCGAGGCCUUCCUCCGGGACUUCAGAGACAACGCCUGCCUGAGAAAUGCCAUCCAGGCUUUCGGUUACGGGCCGGACGUCCUGCCCAAAGCCUCGUCUCUCCCGGCGAGGCCGACGGCGAGUGCGGGCCUGGCUCCGGCGAGCACCGGCAAGCCUCCCGGCAACCCGCCCGGCAACCAUCCCGGCAACGCCAACGAGGUCAGCCUCAGCAGCGACCCCUGCGUCUUCUCCACGUGUGCCAACCUGAAGAGUGACCAGGGAGGCCAUGUCGAGAGCCCCUUCGAGUCCCGGGACUCCUCUAAGAUGGAGGCCGAGGAGCGGGAGCGGUCCUCCGGAGUUCACCUCAGCAGCGUCCAGGCGGGGCUGGUGCACCUGUCCCUCCUGUGGGUCAGGCUGGCUCUGUGAGGCCUGCUGUCCCACUGACGUACGGACAAGCGGUGAACAAAAACUUAUUUAAAUUUUUAGAAACUCCCUGCGCAGUGGACUCCUGGAGCUGGAAUACCGCUAUUGGUUCUCCAACCCCCUCUCUUCGGCAAUAAUAAAGACAGUUAUUGUAUAACUGCAGCCGCAAAGACAAAACAUGGAGGAACAUAUCAAGAUGGAGGUACGGAUCUCUAUCUGCAAUGGCGAGAGAAAAAGAGAAUGUCAGAAAGAUGGUGGAGGAGGGGAGGUGAUGCACACAAAGUGUUCCAGAUUACUGGAGGUGGACAGCAAGGGAUCUUCAUGGCUGUUGGUCCAACUGCCAAUCAUACCUUUGGUUGAGGAAGAACCCUCCAGUCACUCUGAUUCUCCAUCAGGGCUAGCAGGGAACAGGAAAUGGCACGGGACACAGGAAAUGACACGGAGGACACAGAUAGUGGCCACACGGAGCAACACUGUUCCCUGGACACCCCCCCCCC
Molecule: messenger RNA, 2945 nt
Organism: Anguilla anguilla (European eel)
Lineage: Eukaryota; Metazoa; Chordata; Actinopteri; Anguilliformes; Anguillidae
Product: GDNF family receptor alpha-2-like
Exons: 8
Coding region: 1012-2451 (479 amino acids)
Biological process (GO): nervous system development
Cellular component (GO): signaling receptor complex; external side of plasma membrane
Molecular function (GO): signaling receptor activity
Source: RefSeq, a predicted model, not a curated record